Pogona vitticeps (central bearded dragon) is the source of this 4627-nucleotide messenger RNA. It is a transcript of the gene NPHP3, whose product is annotated as nephrocystin 3. The record is from RefSeq and is a predicted model, not a curated record. Gene Ontology annotation, biological process: kidney development; determination of left/right symmetry; convergent extension. Gene Ontology annotation, cellular component: ciliary inversin compartment; ciliary base. Lineage: Eukaryota; Metazoa; Chordata; Lepidosauria; Squamata; Agamidae. Gene Ontology annotation, molecular function: protein binding.
UGGGAUGAGAGGAAGAAGUUACUAGUUUAUUGGGAUGAGAAGAAGAAGGAGGAUGCAAGACCAUGUGGCUGCUGCUGAGAUUUUAGCUGUAGUUGUGGAUCUUGGCCCAUUUUUCUGAAAACCAGGAAAUGCCCCAUACUUUGAUGUGGCUGCUGAGUUAGGGCGUUCCACAAGAGGAGGUUGUAUUGAUGAGGAAACCUCUGGAACUAUGGGAACGGCUUCCUCCAUGGUGAACCCAAUGGGCACUUUUGGGGAAGUGAUUGAAGACACGUAUGAGGGAGGUGGUGGUGAAGCCUGUGAAAUCCCUGUGGAGGUGAAACCCAAAGCUCGCCUUCUGCGCAGUUCCUUCCGUCGCGUAGGUACAUCACGGGCUGGAGGCCUUAUUGGUGCCAGCUUCAAGUCCACAGCUUCAGUACAAGAACUGGAGUGUAUGGCAGAGUAUGAACGUCUGAAAAAAGAGUAUGAGAUCUUCCGCAUCAGCAAGAACAAUGAAGUGGCAGCGAUGAUGAAGAAAGAGGCUAAGCUGGACACGGAGAACAAGCGCCUGAGGGCAGAGUUACAGGCACUUCAGAAAACCUAUCAGAAAAUACUCAGAGAGAAGGAGAGUGCUCUUGAGGCCAAAUACCAAGCCAUGGAGAGAGCGGCUACAUUUGAACAUGAUCGGGAUAAAGUCAAAAGGCAGUUCAAGAUUUUUAGAGAAACCAAAGAGAAUGAAAUUCAGGACUUACUGAGGGCCAAGCGAGACCUGGAAGCAAAACUGCAGAGGCUGCAGGCUCAAGGCAUCCAAGUAUUUGAUCCUGAAGAAUCAGAUUCAGAUGACAGCUGUACUGAGGUGACUGCUACUGGAGCUCAGACUGAGUAUUGGACAGGUGGAGCUUUGGGAAGUGAGCCAUCUAUGGGAAGUAUGAUGCAGCUUCAGCAGUCUUUUAGGGGACCUGAGUUUGCACACAGCUCCAUAGAUGUAGAAGGACCUUUUGCAAAUGUCAAUAGAGAUGACUGGGAUGCAGCUGUUGCCAGUUUACUGCAGGUCACUCCACUGUUUUCCCAUUCUUUGUGGAGUAACACAGUAAGGGUAUAUCUUAUCAAGACAGAGGAGACUCAGCAAGAAGUAGACAUCUUCCUACAUAAAUACUCUCCAAAACUUCAGAAGUACUGUGAGACAAUGGAGUACUUCUUCCAAGUUGUUCAUUUUCCAGUAGAGACUGAAACUUCUUUCCAGGCUGUUAGGAAGUGGGAAAUUGAGAAGAGUUCUCUGGCUGUUUUGUUCUUACAUCUAACUCUGCCAAGCUUUCUUCUGGAUGAAUGUGAAGAAGCCUUUCUGAAGAACCCUGAAGGGAAGCCCCGGCUUAUCUACCACCGAGUGGGAGAUGGACAAGUCAGUUCAGAUUCUGCGGAGCAGUUAAUUGAGCAGGUUCAUUAUGUGAACAAAGCCAAGAUCAUCAGGCAUUCAGGAGGUCCAGAAGAGGGAGCGUUUGAAGUUUAUAAUUAUGUGGAAAAGACCAUAAAACAGGACAUAUUGGGUUGUGAAAUCACACAACCAGAAGAGAAAGAUGCAACAGAUAGUAGUGAAGCCUCUGCUUCUGAAGAGGAGAUUUUUGGGGACGUCCUGUGGGAUGCGCAUGAUGAACAAGAACAGAUGGAGGCUUUCCAGCAGGCUUCCAACUCGACUUGUGAGCUUGGAUUUGAGAAGUAUUACGAGCGUCUGAAUGACCUGGUGGCAGCUCCAGCACCAAUUCCACCCCUCCUUGUGUCUGGAGGACCAGGAUCUGGGAAAUCUCUCCUUCUUUCAAAGUGGAUCCAGUUGCAACAAAAGCACUCGCCAAAUACGCUCAUUCUGUACCAUUUUGUUGGUAAACCUUUGUCUAGCAGUUCGGAGCCUGCGUUGAUUCUCAAACGCUUCACUUUAAAGCUUCUGCAGCAUUCCUGGUUAGUCUCACCUUCAACACUGGAUCCAGCCAAAUUAUCAGAAGAAUUUCCUCGUUGGCUGGAGAAACUUUCUGCUCAUCACCAAGGUGGUAUUAUAAUAAUUAUUGACUCUAUCGAUCGAAUCCAGCAAGCGGAAAAGCAUAUGAAAUGGCUGAUCGAUCCCCUGCCAGUGAAUGUAAGGGUUGUGGUAUCCGUGAAUGUUGAAACUUGCCCCCAGGCAUGGAGGUUAUGGCCGACUCUUCAUCUUGAUCCACUGAAUGCUAAGGAUGUCAAAUCUCUCAUUAAUAAAGAAUGCAGCUGUGCAGACCUGAAGCUAACUAAUGAGCAGGAGAAGAAGUUUGAGAAACUCUGCCAUUCAGCUGCAACUUGUAAUGCUCUUUAUGUCACUCUUUUGGGCAGAAUGGUGGCUGGUGGCAGAACGACAGAAAAUAUUGAUGCAAUCCUCCAAAAGUGCUUCCAGUGCCAAGAUACAGUGUCCCUGUACAAGUUUGUUCUGAAAUCAGCUGAAGAAUCCUUGAGGAGUGAGAGAGACAAAGGCCUCAUGAAAGAGAUUCUCUGUCUGAUUAGCGUUAGCCACAAUGGGAUCAGCGAAUCAGAACUGAUGGAACUCUGCCCUGGACUGUCUUGGGAACUGCUGUCUUCCUUAGUUUACACUUUGCACAAGAUGUGCUUUCUGACAUACGGCUGUGGCCUGUUAAAGUUUCAGCACCUCCAGGCUUGGGAAACAGUGAAGCUGGAGUACAUGGGAGGUGGUCAGAAUAUUUCUGAGCUUUUCAGAGAAAAGCUGAUAGACUAUUUCACUAUGCAACUAAAUGCAGAGAGAGUCACUUGGAGGAGUGCCGAUGAACUACCUUGGUUGUUCCAGCAGCAGGGCGACAAACAAAAGCUACACAAGUGCCUGCUGAACCUCUUUGUGUCCCAGAACCUUUAUAAAAGGGGCCACUUUGCAGAACUGCUGAGCUACUGGCAGCUUCUUGGCAAAGAUAAGAGUUCCAUGGCAGCGGAAUAUUUUUGCUCUUUGAAGCUCUAUGAGACAAGUUGUGAGGGUGAAGAAAGCAUGAUAUCUCUGGCUGACCUCUAUGAGACACUGGGGCGAUUCGUUAAAGACCUAGGCCUUCUUAGUCAGGCAAUUGCUCCUUUGCAACGCUCCUUGGAAAUUCGAGAGACUGCCCUGGAUCCAGAUCAUCCCAGAGUAGCCCAGUCGCUUCAUCAGUUAGCAGGUGUUUAUGUGCAGUGGAAGAAGUUUGGCAAUGCAGAGCAAUUGUAUAAGCAAGCUCUUGAAAUCUGUGAAAGUGCUUAUGGGGCCGAACAUCUCCGGAUUGCUCGUGAACUGGAUGCUCUCGCAACAUUGUACCAGAAGCAGAACAAAUAUGAGCAAGCUGAGCAGUUGAGGAAGAAGUCCUUCAGAAUUCAACAAAAAUCUGCCAGACGAAAAGGCAGCCUGUAUGGGUUUGCUCUUCUUCGCCAACGAGCCCUGCAGCUGGAAGAGAUGACUUUGGGCAAAGAUACAUCUGAUAAUGCACGAACACUGAAUGAGCUUGGAGUGCUCUACUACCUUCAGAAUAACCUUGAGACAGCAGAGCUUUUCCUGAAACGCUCCCUGGAAAUGAGAGAACGGGUUCUUGGGCCUGAUCACCCGGAUUGCGCCCAGUCCUUGAAUAAUCUUGCAGCUCUAAACAAUGAGAAGAAAAACUACGACAAGGCAGAGGAGCUAUACGAGAGGGCAUUGAACAUUAGGAGGAGAGCAUUAGCACCAGAUCACCCUUCUCUAGCUUACACUGUGAAACACCUUGCCGUGCUCUACAAGAAAUUGGGGAAGCACGAUAAGGCUGUACCUUUGUAUGAAUUGGCCGUUGAAAUCAGGCAGAAAUCUUUUGGUCCAAAGCAUCCUAGUGUGGCUACUGCUUUGGUCAACUUGGCAGUUUUGUACUGUCAAAUGAAAAAACACUCCGAAGCCUUGCCUCUUUAUGAACGUGCACUGAAGAUUUAUGAAGACAGCUUUGGGCGCAUGCAUCCUCGUGUAGGAGAGACAUUAAAAAAUUUGGCAGUGCUGAGCUAUGAAGGAGGAGAUUUUGAGAAAGCUGCUGAGCUCUAUAAGAGAGCCAUGGAAAUCAAAGAAGCAGAGACUUUGUUGAUUGGUGGAAAGGCUACUUCACGUCACUCAUCAAGUGGAGACACCCAGAGUUUGAAGAGCACUUUCUCUCCCAAUGUCUUUUUGCAACAUGCACGAAGGUGACACACAGGACCACAUGGAGGCCAGGAUCCAGGGGUGUCUUUUCACAUUCAACAGUGGUGAAACUGGGACUUUCAUACUCUUGCAGUCCUCUGUUGCACCAAGAGCCCAUUUACUGGUAAUCAGAGCUAAGAUCUUGUAAGAAGAUACUUCUUAUGUCAAAAAAAUGAGCCCUGUACUGCAAAAGAGAUGGGGGAUGUGCUUUAACCUGCAUUCAGAACACUAAGUGCUCUCCUCUUAAACCAUUUUCAGUAUUGCUAAAUAUUGUAUGUAUCUUUGCACAUGGUAAAAGUAGUUAUAGCAACAUUCCUAUCCUAAAUAUAUUAUUAUUCAGGAACAGUCACAUUAACUGCAACUGCCAUUAGAUACUUGUUUACAUACUUAAUAAUAAUGCCUUAGAAUGUUCCUUUCUGAGGUUUUCUUAACAUAGACAGUCAUGGCCAAAAAUAUUGACAGCCUUGCAAUUCU